UCACCCAUGACAAUUAUUAUUUUUUUAUUUCCGGGUUUCGGUGAACGUUUUGAACAGUCACCAUGCACUACACGUGUAUGCAGUUCCACUUGCUUCCUCAUGGGGGCAGUCAUGCAAAUUACUACGUGAUAGACAACCGACAAACGACUGAAGGAGAAAAACUGUUUACAGUACGACCGAGUUUGAGGUUAUAAAGAGAGUGACAAGUACUAAGCGUCAUUUUGUAAACAUUAUGGUUUCCUUUACAUUUACCCACACCGACAAGUCACUGAGCAUGUCACAUAAGGUUAUUUUUUUUCCCCAUAAACGUUACCGUUAAGUAAUAGAAGACGUAAUAUAGUCUACUUGUUACAAUCUGGAAAGUAUACUGCUGCAGCAUAUGCAGCAUAUAUUAUUUUAUAUCCAAAAUGGAUAUAAAACAACUAAUAGAAAAAACUAAGAACUGCAGAAGCCAUGCAGGCAAGUAUGGUGGCUUCCAUCCAGUUCAUGUCAAGGAGGACUGCCGUUCUAAACGCUGCUAAGCUAACCAUUUUGGACAUUGAUCGGUCAAGCUACGGUAAUAACUUUUGUCACGGUAAAAUAACAGUUUCUACAUUCAAGUUAUAGUAUUGAUUUACUAUACCUUAUUGUUUUGAGGUAAAAUGAUCAUACAGGACUUCAUAUGAGAGCACGCAUGCAUUAGGUGAGGUUAUUCAAAUGACAUCCGCCAUUUUAACACACCUGUCAUACCAAGGAUCUUUCACAUUUUUGCAGUUGGUCCUUAAAAUAGCUCCUGUCAAAUAGAGGAUCUUUGACUAGGUAAAAAUACAUAAUACAUCUGAAAAUGAGCAAUUUAGUUGAAUAGUCCUGCAUUAGUGCUUGACAUGAGAUAGUUUGUUGCCACCCUGCCCGUUAUGAUGUCCUUCCUAGUGACUGGAAAAGACCAAGUACAUGUGUAGGAUGCCCUUCUAUUUCCACAGGAUAAGAGCGUGGAUCAUAAAAGAACCGUGUGGACACACCAAGGUAAACGCAGAUAACUUGACAGAUAGGACCUCAUGGUGAAUAUAACAUAUGCAUUAUCGCAAGGAAUGUUUUUGUGUGUGUAUCUCCCAAGGCUUCAAACUAAAAGGGAGUUUUUAUUGUCUUUUAUUAUCAGGUAUGACUAUGCAUGUGGAGUCAAGUCAAGGCUGAAAGUUCAUUCUGCUCUCAUCAUGUUUUUUUUGUGUGUGUGUGUUGUUUUAGAUAGCAGAGAUGGAAAUCAGCUGAUAAGAUAUAAAUUGCAAUCUGUUUCAGUGAUUAUUUUAUUUGAGUGGUGUCAUGCUGAGGCCCUUUUACCACCCGACAGUACACUUCAGCCGAGCUUUAUGAGGAGUUACUGUGGCGUACGAGUGCAGGUUUUCUACCUGGUGGGUUAAAUGUGAGCGCAAGAUGUUUUAUCAGUCGGUAUUUCCAAUAGCAAUAGUAGUAAGUGUGCAUGGACAGGAAGUCCAAAAUUGGACUCAAUGGUUCAAGUUGUGUUUAGGUACUGCCGUGGUCCAUUUCCAUCUUCAGCUCAAGCACAGAUGGUGUUUACAGGUGCACACACACGCAAACGGCCCUAAGAAUACACUCACUCGUAAACGCACCACACUUUUAUAGAGCUUUCAUACAAAAUGCUUUACAACGCUUUACUGUCUGCAAUUGAGGGCACUGGCCUAACCUCCCUGGGAGUAAAUGGGAUUCAUUAGCUUGCUCACCAACACUACUAACAAGUCCAGUGGGUCAAUCAUAAUGAAAAAACAUUGAGUGGAAUAGAAGAACGGCACUAGUUAUAGUUGGAAUUUUACAACAACAACUGUAUAGUAUUUGUGUACUAAUCCUGAAAAUCUGACCACGUGACCCCACGUGACAAGGCCUCAGUUUUGGAUUGAAAUUUCCUAUACAACUCAACGUGCUCUACGGAACACCUAAUGUAACUUUGGCAUGUCUAAUUGAAUCGCCACAAAAUUUGCUACACAGCUUUAGGGGACUGACACACACUUGUAUGCAAAAUUUCAGCACAAUUGGUCGCAAUACCUUCCAGGGGCAUGAGCAAGACUUUGCUAAUUGCGCAUACAGGAAGUCACUGACAAAUGAUUAUGAUACUUUGAACAAUAAAACUCUAUAUAUUUGAUCACAAUCAUUAAAACAGUUAACAUUAAGCCAUCCUUGUUUAAAAAUCAAGUAAACGAAAUUCAGCUCCAUCCUGUAACUAUUAGUGCCUGCAAUUACAUAUACUUACCGUUAGAGGGUGGCAUUGUUUAACGUUGCACAGUAAGACUUUCCAUACUUGUUAAAGCUUGUUUAAUUUACUAAACAUAUAUAUAUAUAGACUGUACAAUGGUUGAUGUAAUUAGCCACUAAUCGUCUUUGGACGUUUUUUAAAUUAUUUUAUAGAUUUUGUAUUUACUUAUAUCCAUGCAAAUUAUUUUUCGAUAUAAUUUUAAUUAUUUAAUUGAGUUAGAUUGUGCUUAUUGUAAUGAUUUAUUUUUUGCAGUCGCAUGCAUUGCAUUUACUUAUUCUUGUACUGCAUUGUAAGUGUGCAUGUUGAUUUCCAAUAUUAUGUCCCCUGUAUAACGCUGUGCAGCUAAGCCGGGCCAGUGAUCGGAGGGGAGGAGAGAGGAAAAUAGAUAUGGGGGUGUGAGAGGGGAGAGGAUUUAGAGGGACUCAGACAGACAGUGUAGCGGCUGUCAGUGUCAGACAGACACUCUCCGGCACCAGGCUGCUGGAGUCCGCCUACGUCCCCUCUUGGCUGGCCACCUGCCUCUCCCAGAAUAAAACAGGACGGUCCAAAACGCUCCAGCAGAAGCAAGGAGGAGCAGACUAAGCAAAAAAGUGCGCCAUCUCAUCAGGCUCAAGCCUAGCACCUUCACCGCAUUGGUCCUGACUGCACUUGACGACGAAAGUUUGUUUGUUAGUUACCAGGAGAGCCGGCGUACAGCUCCAGGAACCGGGCAGUGCCUACCCUCUCUUCCCCGACGGAGCCACUUGCAUGGAUGCACCAUGGCCACGUUUGUCUGCAGGGUUCAGUUUUUAGACGACACAGAUCCAUUCAACAGCACCAACUUUCCAGAACCGACCAGACCACCGCUGUACACCUUCAGGGAGGACAUCCCACUCAUCAACCAGCUCGCAGGCGUCCACAGGCUCCUCAAGGCUCCACACAAGCUCGAUGAUUGUGCACUACAACUUUCCCACAAUGGCACCUACCUGGAUCUGGAAUCUUCUCUGGCCGAGCAAAGAGACGAGCUGGAGGGCUUUCAGCAGGAUGACACAGGGUCCAGAGGGAAAAAGCACAGCAUUAUAUUACGAACCCAGCUGACUGUCCGUGUACACGCCUGCAUUGAAAGACUAUAUAAUUCCAAUGGGCGUGACUUGAGAAGGGCGCUGUUCUCACUAAAGCAAAUCUUUCAGGAUGACAAAGACCUGGUCCAUGAGUUUGUGAUUGCUGAAGGUUUGACGUGUCUCAUCAAAGUGGGAGCAGAAGCGGACCAGAACUACCAAAACUACAUUUUAAGAGCUCUGGGACAGAUCAUGCUGUAUGUUGACGGCAUGAACGGCGUCAUCGGCCACACUGAGACAAUCGAGUGGCUUUACACUCUGGUGGGCUCAAAGUUUCGUCUGGUUGUAAAGACAGCGAUGAAACUGUUGCUGGUCUUUGUGGAGUACUCCGAGUCCAAUGCGCCACUGCUCAUACAAGCCAUUGCUGCAGUGGAUGCCAAAAGAGGUUGCAGAGCAUGGUCCAAUGCUUUGGAGAUCUUGCAGGAGAAAGAUGGCGUGGACACAGAGCUGCUCGUCUAUGCCAUGACUCUCAUCAAUAAGACACUGGCAGCCUUACCUGAUCAAGAUUCCUUUUAUGACAUGGUGGACGGUUUGGAGGAGCAAGGAAUGGAGACGGUAACACAAAGACACUUGGGUCGGAAAGGAACUGACUUGGACUUGGUUGAGCAGCUCAACAUCUACGAGUCCACGCUUCGGCACGAGGACGGAGACGACGACACCCAGCCUCCACCAACGGGACGAAGGGAUCGUCGGCGAGCGAGCCUCGGGGGCGGCGAUAAAAGGUGCGGCUUGGAAAGGAGGCGGAGCCGCAGGGCUUCCCUUGGACGAUCCGGACAGGCAUCCCCGUGCAGCCCUGCAUCCCCCCAGAGGGCGGGCUUCCAUCCUUUUAACAGAUCGAGAAAUGAAGAGCUGAAUGAGAGAGCACCCUCAGGUGACCUUCCACCCAUAGAAGAGGAAUGUGAGGAUGGAGGGAUAAAGAAGUACGAAGAAGAUGAGCCUCCCAUGACUGAGUCUGAAUCGGAUGAAAACGAUGAGGCUUUUUUAGUGUCUAGUCAGAGUAGCAACAGCUCGGUAAGGCAUCUUCCAUCCAUCAUUCACCGUACAAUCCAGUCCAUCACCAUUACAUCCAGACCCAUGCAAGAUCGAGAGAAUUGGAAAGAAACCCCUCCCAAAAGCCCCCUCAGUGCUCCCCCGACCCCCACGUCUCCUCCUCCUCCUCCACCCAUCCCUUCCCCUCUCAGGCCCCCCUCGCUUUUGGCCUCCCUGUUGGCCAGGAAGAGGGUCAUCAGCACCGUCCCGGCCACCAAGGAGAUCAGCCCACCGUCACGUGGCACCUCGCAUCCUUCCCCCGAGUGCCCGCCCUACCGUCCCCACACGCCGUUCCACCUCUUCUCCUACGACCUGGAUGAAGGGACGUCACCCCGUGUGGAGACAGAUAAUAUGGCGUCUCCAAGGAACGGAAGCCACUCGUCCUACUCCACACUCAGCAGCCCCUCUACGCCCACCAGUCCCAGGCCUCCUUUGGGGGGUCUCUUGUCCUCCUCCUACCGACAACACCAGGAGUCCUUGGCAGCCGAACGAGAGCGCCGCCGUGUGGAGAGAGAGGAGCGGCUGCAAAGGAUCGAAAGAGAGGAGAGAAACAAACACAGUCGGGACUAUGUGGACAAAAUGGAAGAGGCCAGGCUGGCACGGGAGGAGAGGUAUAAGAACGUGGAGCGUCUGGCUGCCGAGGAAUACGAGAAAGAGCGCCUUCCCCGCGGGCCUAGGACUCGCUCAGAUCUCGACCUGACCUUUGAGCCCUCUGAGACGUGGCCCUUGUCUUCCCGCAGCAGCACUCCAUCCUCGUUCGCCUCCCAGGAGGACGGUGAGGCGGACAACGAAGCCGAGGCCGCCACCAUCCCUUACGCUCCCGCUGAGGCUGCAGAGGCCGACGACUCAGGCGCCAGUGUAGAGGAGAAAGAGGCCGGCGCUGAAGAAGAGGAGAAAAAGGAGGAAGAGGAGGAAACGCAGGAAGAAGCCGCGGCAGAGAGCGAGGAGGAAAGUGUGCAGCCGGAGCCUCAAACGGAGAAGGAGGAGGCCGAGGAGGACAGCGGCAUCCUGAGCGACAAGGAGAGACAGAAUGAGGAGGUGAAUGAGAAGGACAACUGCUCGGCCUCCAGCAUCUCCUCAGCCAGCAGCACCCUGGAGAGAGAGGAGCGAGGAAACAGCGAGAAUGGUCUGAAAGAAGAUGAAGUAAACCAACCGUGCAGCAAACUCCUCAACAGUAAGCUCUUCAUGCUGGACAUGUUGUACUCCCAAAACAAGAAGCCCUGUGAGCAAGAAGAGGAGGAGGAUACCGAGAAGGAAAAAGAGGAAGUAGAGGGUGACAACAAAAAGGAGACGCACAAGGACGCUGACAGACAGCUGAGUGAUGACCAGAUAAGCGACAACAGGGACGACAAAUCCGAGCACCGGGGGAGCAUACGGCAGUUUGCCGAGCGCUUUGGAAACUUGAUCAAGGACCUUGGUUGUGCCCAUCCUCACCUUGACAGCCAAGAGACACUCCCUCCUCCCCCACCCAAAAAGGAAUCCGACACAAUCUGGGACCAGCUUCUCGCCAGCCCCCGUGAGCUACGCAUCGGGGACAUCAACUUCACCGACCUGACGGACGACGACGACAAGGACAUACUGGAUGUUGUUCUGAUGCGCGGAUGUGGCGACCUGCCACCCCCGCCUCCUCCCCCUCCUCCUCCUCCAUUCAGCGCACCCUUCACACCGCCCUGCAAUGCACCUUUCCCUCCGCCCCCGCCCAUGGUCACCAGCUGCCCGCCACCCCCGCCCUUGACAGGGAUGACGCUGCCUCCCCCACCACCUUCAUUUAAUAUGCCGAUACCUCCUCCUCCUGAGCCUCCUCUCUUCAACAAGAAGAAGAAGACGAUCAGGCUAUUCUGGAGUGAGGUGCGGCCAACAGACUUGCCAAGCGGGGACUACAGGAGAAACGGAGACUCCCUUUGGUCCAAACUUGAUUCAGUCAAAUUAGACACAGCAAAACUGGAGCAUCUGUUUGAGUCCAAGUCCAAAGAAAUGCCCGUCACUAAGAAAACGGCAGCAGACGGCAAACGUCAAGAGAUCAUCGUGUUGGAUUCCAAGAGGAGCAACGCCAUCAACAUCGGCCUGACCGUGCUGCCACCUCCUCGCACUAUCAAGACGGCCAUCCUCAACUUUGACGAAUACGCGCUCCACAAGGAGGGCAUUGAGAAAAUCCUCACAAUGAUCCCCACGGAGGAGGAGAAGCAGAAGAUCCAGGAGGCUCAGCUGGCCAAUCCUGACGUCCCGCUGGGCUCGGCUGAGCAGUUCCUGCUCACUCUGUCGUCCAUCAGCGAGCUCUCUGCCAGGCUUCAGCUAUGGGCUUUUAAGAUGGACUACGAAGCAACCGAGAAGGAAGUAGCAGAACCGCUGCAGGAUCUAAAGGAGGGGAUGGAACAACUGGAAAAGAACAAAACUCUCCGUUACAUCCUCUCCACGCUGCUCACCAUCGGAAACUUCCUCAACGGAACCAACGCUAAAGGUUUCGAGCUGACGUACUUGGAAAAAGUGCCAGAAGUGAAGGACACGGUCCAUAAGCAGUCUCUGCUUCAUCAUGCCUGCUGUCUGGUGGUGGAGAACUUCCCUCAGAGCACGGACCUCUACUCUGAGAUCGGGGCCAUCACUCGCUCUGCAAAGGUGGAUUUUGACCAGCUGCAGGAGAACCUGUCCCAGAUGGAGCAUCGCUGCAAGGCAUCGUGGGACCACCUGAAGGUGAUCGCUAAGCACGAGAUGAAGCCUCAGCUCAAGCAGAAGAUGUCGGACUUCCUCAAAGACUGCGCUGAGCGAAUCAUCAUCCUCAAGAUAGUCCAUCGCAGGAUCAUCAACAGGUUCCAUUCAUUCCUGUUGUUUCUGGGCCAUCCAGCCUACAGCGUGAGAGAGAUCAGCGUGCACAGAUUCAGUAAAAUCCUCAGCGAAUUCGCCCUGGAGUACCGGACCACUCGAGACCGCGUGUUGCAGCAGAAACAGAAACGAGCCGACCACCGCGAGCGCAACAAAACCCGGGGGAAGAUGAUCAUGGAUGUUGACGCUCCUUCUGAUGAUGAAGAGGAGAGCGAGUGUGGGCGGUAUGGGUCCAGCAGCGCCCCUAUUGGCAGCCAGGAGAGCGAGCAGCCUCAAGGUUUAGGCCACGCCGAGGAUGCAGCAGAACAUGAGCACAUGAAAGCAGUGCUGAGAACCAGCAUUGGCAACGGAGGCGGGGACAAAGCGGGCAGCGGUGUCGUACCGGGGCUACGCACACGCACCAGAUCACGACCAGGACGGGGAGGGGCGAGCUUGCGGGCGCGGACCCCGGCGGUGGAGGACGCUCAGGUGUGCGGGGACGACGCCGCUGACGAGAUCAUGGAGCGCAUCGUGAGGUCCGCCACUCAGGCUCCAGGAAGUAGACCACAGCCACGAGAGAGGAGGAGGUCCAGGGCCAACCGAAAGUCAUUGAGGCGGACCCUAAAGAACGGUUUGACCCCAGAGGAGGCGCUGGCCUUAGGGUUAACCGACACUGCAGACCCGCAGAUGUAAUCACGCCCCUCUGAUGGUCCAUCCCCGACCGGCUGCCUUUGCUCUUUUUUGUAUCCUUGCACCAAGCAGAAGCGACACAGGUUUCUGUCAGCUGCUAACCUCUGCCGGAUGUGUCUGAGUGAUGAUGUCAGUGUUUGUUCUUUUUUUUUAAAAUAAUGCACAAGGAUGAUCAAUUGGAACUUUAUUUAUAGAGCUUCUAUUUUUGUGUCGCUGUGAUGUCACCCGUUCCGCAUCAUCUUCAAGCUGUGAACUUUCCACCCAAAGAUGAAUUUAUUAUCACUUCCGCCCACUUCCAAAGUACCUUAAGAAAUGGAGAUCACCUUCAAAUAGUCUGAUCGUUUGUGUAAAUAUACAUGUGUGAAGAGUAGGAAAGGUCUUCAAUUGGAUUUGUGCCUUUCUAGCCAAAAGGGACAACGCUGUACUGUUUAUUCACCUGCUUCCUCCAUUGGACUUUUUACUAUUUAUUGGAAAAGCUUUGUAAUCCGUGAUAUUUUGCACCUUACUAGCCGGUGCAGCAAAAAAGGACAUUUGUAAAGUGUAAAAAGACAAAAUAAAUAAGCAUUUUUUUCUACGUGUAUAAAAGUAUUUGACAUGCCAGACACUUUCAAGUGGUGUUAGUAUUGUGCAUGUCUCGUGCGCUUCAUGUUGUGUAUUGUUUUGUAGAAAUGUGUAUCAUAGAAGAAAAGAGGCUAUUCUGUGAAAUGUGAUGAAAUGUAGAUACGCUCACACAGAGGGAAGGAUGCUUUUUAGGGCUGUUACUUCUUGUUACUUUUUGCUCUCAUGGCGCUUUUAUGAACUUCAUGCGAGACCUUCCGGGGUAGAUGAAGGUCCGUCGGAAGGCUCUCUCACUGGGAAACGUUACCACAUGAAAUGUCAUGGCGUGAGUUGGCCGUGAAGUCGCAUUGUUUCACUUGAAAUGCUGUUUGUACACAUUCUACAAAAAUAAACACUGUGUGGGGGGGUAAUACCAAUAUUGGUGUUUUAUUAUC
Molecule: messenger RNA, 8846 nt
Organism: Doryrhamphus excisus (bluestripe pipefish)
Lineage: Eukaryota; Metazoa; Chordata; Actinopteri; Syngnathiformes; Syngnathidae
Gene: fhod3a
Product: formin homology 2 domain containing 3a
Biological process (GO): cortical actin cytoskeleton organization; sarcomere organization; cardiac myofibril assembly
Cellular component (GO): cytoskeleton; cytoplasm
Molecular function (GO): actin filament binding
Source: RefSeq, a predicted model, not a curated record